This is a messenger RNA of Ixodes scapularis (black-legged tick), 1044 nucleotides long. RefSeq names its product V-type proton ATPase subunit e 2. Bases 176 to 415 code for a protein of 79 amino acids. NCBI's taxonomy places the organism in Eukaryota, Metazoa, Arthropoda, Arachnida, Ixodida, Ixodidae. Gene Ontology annotation, biological process: proton transmembrane transport. The transcript has 4 exons. The record is from RefSeq and is a predicted model, not a curated record. Gene Ontology annotation, cellular component: plasma membrane proton-transporting V-type ATPase complex; proton-transporting V-type ATPase, V0 domain. Gene Ontology annotation, molecular function: proton-transporting ATPase activity, rotational mechanism.
GCAGAAGUUCAACGAUGGUGUAAGCGAACGCAACUGCGGCAGCAUCUUCUGUCCACUUGAAUCGUGCCUGCUCGUCAGCUCUGAAGAAGGUUUGCGACGACAGAGGCGUUGUUUUUCCUUUCCUUUUCGGAACAUUUAACCUGAACGUUAACAUCCACAACUUAAGGCCUUCGAGAUGGUUGCUUCGGCUCUACCGGUGUCAUUAUUCACGCUUUUCUGGCUCGGAGUCGGGGCCGGGGUGCCGUGGUUCGUGCCAAAAGGAGACAACAGAGGGAUGAUCCAGACCAUGAUUGGCAUCACGGCAGUACUCUGUUAUACUUUUUGGCUCUGCUGCUACAUGUCUCAGAUGAACCCCUUGGUGGGACCACUACUCAAGAACGAGACGGCCGUCGUCAUACGCGGCGAAUGGUCGUAGCUGCAGGUUUCCAGAGAUGGUGGCCUGAUGACCUGAAUUUUCGACGGCGUCCUACGGUGGUCUGCGUAUUGCUGGUAGCUUUGUCCAUUUAGUUGUCAGGCCUGCCAUGGUUGUUUAACCUUACUACUUGUACUAGUAUGUGAGACCAUGCUUGCAUCACCUAGUUGCUGGAUGCAGAUGAACUGCCUACCAUGAGAUCUGACUUGGAGGUGCAUUUUAUUUCCCUUUGUACACAAUUUUGUAGGUUGUAUCUUUUGUUAGCUGAUGUGAGAAAUACUGCUGACAGAAGCAGUGUGCACUCAGUGAGACAAGAACUGAGCAUGCUGGUGUUAAAACUCUAAGCAGAUGAGUGGGGAACUUAUACGCAAGUGCUUGAGUGUUGCCCUCACAUUUUAGUAUGGUUGUAGCUGCUGUGCUUCUUAGCACUUCAUUCACACUCUGGCUCUUUAUGAGUUAAUGGACUUUAUUUUAUGCAUUUAAGGGAUAUUUCUACACAGAUUUUUUUAAAUGCUGCACAGAACUUAAUUUAACCCCCGACACUUUUAUGUUGUGCCAAAUAAGUUGUUGCAAACUAAGUUUACUAGUCAGUGUGCCCCUCUUAGUGUUCAAUAAAAACAAAUUGGUGUUCA